AUGAAACUUUUUGGGUGGAGAAUGUGCCACAAUUGGCUGCCUGCUAAGACCAAUCUAAAACAUAGAGGAAUGGACAUAAAUACUCAAUGUGAAUCUUGUGGAAGGUAUGAUGAAAAUCUUACACAUGCUUUAUGGAAUUGUGAUAAGAUUAAAAAAAUUUUAAAGCUGCUGCCUUGGUAUAAAAAAAUUUCCAAAUUGGGAGAGGGAUCUAUGUUUGAUGUGUUACAGGAAGUAGAGAGGCAGGUAACUCGGGAUGAAUUUGAAGACACAAUCACAGUCCUUUGGGCUAUAUGGGAAAAUAGGAACCGGAAAUGGAAUCAACUUCCAAGCAUGAAUGGCCAACAGCUUCUCAAUUGGGUUUUUAAUGCCUACCCGAAGGCUUAUAUAAGUGAUCUCACAACAGGGCACCAAAUGGGGGAAACUACCUCCAAUCUGAAGCACUGGAUCCCUCCUGAAAAUGGUUGUAUUUGUGUUAAUAGCGAUGCAGCAAUCAAUGAAAAUACUGCUGGUGUGGGGCUUGGUUUCGUGUGGAGAACAGCCAGUGGCCAUUUGGUUUCUGCUGGGAUGGUUUAUUUGCCAAGCAAGUGUUCUGUUAAGAUGGCUGAAGGGUGGGCGUUGCUGGAAGCUUUGAAGAAUCCUCCUGCAGCUGAUACUUCUCAGAUUGAAAUCCAGACCGAUUGUCAAGUGCUGGUGGCUGAUCUGAAGGUUCCCGACAAUACUCUCACUGCAGAAAGGAACAUGAUCCACAAGCUCAAAAGAGUGCUGGAAAAUUUUAAUAGUGUACAUAUUACUCAUGUAAAAAGAGCCAAUAAUGAGUGUGUAAAUUUAUUAGCUAGGAAAUGUCUAGCUGAUAAAACUACACAAUUUUUUGACAAUUCUUUUCCGGAUUGGUUAGCUAUGUUUUGUAAGGCUGACCAUCCUAUUGUGGUGUAG
This is a messenger RNA of Cannabis sativa, 933 nucleotides long. RefSeq lists its product as uncharacterized. Gene Ontology annotation, molecular function: nucleic acid binding; RNA-DNA hybrid ribonuclease activity. The record is from RefSeq and is a predicted model, not a curated record. Bases 1 to 933 code for a protein of 310 amino acids. The transcript has a single exon. Lineage: Eukaryota; Viridiplantae; Streptophyta; Magnoliopsida; Rosales; Cannabaceae.